Messenger RNA from Schizosaccharomyces cryophilus OY26, 2276 nucleotides. Its product is annotated as ubiquitin-protein ligase E3. Lineage: Eukaryota; Fungi; Ascomycota; Schizosaccharomycetes; Schizosaccharomycetales; Schizosaccharomycetaceae. The transcript is spliced from 2 exons. Bases 165 to 1760 code for a protein of 531 amino acids. The record is from RefSeq and is a predicted model, not a curated record. Gene Ontology annotation, cellular component: nucleoplasm; cytoplasm.
AUUUAACCCAUUCAGUAGGUUAUCGAUGCAUACCAUCAAUCCACAUUCAAGUACGAAGAAUUAAAAAUAAAAAUGAAAGUCUUUGUAAGUACAAGAAAAAAGACUCCCCAAUUUCCACAGCAAUAUCUGGAACAACCAAAUUGAACCCUUUAAAUCAUUUGUUCAUGAACUUCAUCUUUGCUAACUACACUAAAAACACCACACCACCACCAUUGAGUGCUGGUUCUAUUUUUGAAGAGAAGUGUUUCAGAUCGCUUUUGCUUGAGCCACCUCAUAGCAAAAUGGAGUCGCUACCAGUAGUUUGGUACUGUCAUGCUUGCGGAAAUGAAUUUCAACAACCUGGAAAUUGUACCAGAUGCAAUAGUGACUUUGUCGAAAUGAUCGAGCCAAGUACAGCUCCACAAGAUGAUCCUAGAGUCCAAAAUAUGAUUCCUAUACCAGAAUUGGCUGAUCCCGGUGCCAUGUUGCAGAACAUAUUUCGUGCCUUUGGCACCAAUGCGCAGGCAUCUGAAUCCCAACCAAAUACAGCUUCCGGAAAUGAAGCGGAUAAUCCGUCCUCUGAGUUUCACUCCGAAGAAUUUGCCGAUACAGGGUCGACAGCGAAUUCAUCCUUCCCUCGAAACGCGGCCCCUAAUGCUACCGGGACCCCAUUUGUUACACCUGGAAUUGUAAACGUAGGGCAAGUUCAUAACUUAUUUCAGACUCUACUAGGCCCCGGUGGUUUGAAUCGGCUGUCUAGAUCUCCUACCUCCAAUCAACCUUCCACCGCUAAUACCCAUGAGACAGCUCCUCACGGUGCCGAGUCUGCAGAAACCGACCCUGCUGAACAUCUUACUGGAGCCUAUGUAAAUACUCCACUGCAGGAGACGCUUCCCUCUUAUGCUUCUUCGAUCAACCAACAACCCCGGAAUGCAACUUCUGGUUCUGAUCAACAACCUUCAAUUAACGAACAGUCUCAGUCUACUGAUGAAGGUCAACCCAAUUUUCUUAGAUCUGACUCAGGAUUGCCAUUUACUGCUCAAAGUUUUGUCUUCUCCAUGGGACCUAAUGGAACUUUACAUCAAGUGAAUACUUCUGGUGAAGCUGCUCAAGAGACUCAAGCAGGUGCUAUACCUAUCGCUGACCUUGGCUCUAUUUUGGAAAGAAUUUUUGGCUCUUUAAACCAAAAUGAAGGUCAACAAGGUGAAGGUGAAACCCCAUUCAACCCAGCUAACAUUUUUGCAAACGUUUUUAAUUUGGCUGGAAAUCCAGGAGACUAUGCUUGGGGAGCAAGAGGGCUAGAUGAUAUUAUAUCACAGCUAAUGGAGCAAGCCCAAGGUCAUAACGCACCCCCUCCUGCUUCAGAAGAAAUCAUCUCGAAACUCAAAGUACAAUCCCCUCCGGUUGAUUUACUAGGAGAAGAAAAUGAAUGUACCAUCUGUAUGGAGAAUUUUAAAGAAACUGAUCAGGUUAUUCAGCUUCCGUGUAGCCACUUUUUUCAUGAAAAUUGCGUGAAGCCCUGGUUGCGUGUGAAUGGAACCUGUGCUAUCUGCCGUGCUCCUAUUGAUCCUUCCAUACAGGUAAAUAAAGAUAACAGUAACGAAGGCUCAAGUAAUGCUCAAGAAGUAGGAGAAGCAGUCAACCAUGAAAACGGUUUCCAACGUGGAGCUCAUGAAGCUACGGCUACUGAAGGAAACGUGCAUAAUGAAAGCAGUACUAGACCGAAUGCUGGUGCAUCUUCAUCAACGAGCAAUUAUGUGGAUGAGGAGCCUUUGGAAUAAAGUAACCGAAAAGUUGAUGAAUUGUUUAAUUUUUUUGUAAAGUUUUGUUGUCAUUACUGUUGGGUGAAUGAGUAACAGAAGUCUUGGUGACUGGUGUUUUAAAUGUUCGAAAAUAUGGUUAUCUGCGACUUUGCUGAUCCUUCUAAUGAGAUGUGGUUACAUAUUCCUUAAGAAGUCAUUUUAAAGCAAGUCAACCAUUUGCUAAUGGACAAUAUAAUUAUUUUGUCUUUACCAAACCGCUGAUACUGAAGAAAAGCGAAAAAUGCUGAACCAACUAAGUCAUGAUAUUUUAUUUAUGGAAAAAUAUCCGUAUAUUAGAGAGGUGGAGGGAAAAGAGAAACAAAAAAACGAAGUUUUCUUUGCGACUCGAUAUACACUAUGUAUUAAUGCAAUGAACUACAUGUGUUUGAAAUUAUAAUGAUUUAGGAUAAUGAAAGAUGAUUUGAGUUGAAAGUAUAAAAUGGAACUAAUACUACCUAAAAUGUACCCAUGAAUAUAUAUAUGUUCAAAUUGAGA